AUGUUAUCUAGUGAUUUUAACGAACAAUUCCAUUACUCGCAAUUCCAAAACGAAGAAUCUGCAAACGGCCAGCUUAAUAACAGUAUGGGCAGUAACAAUCUCUCGGAUAAUAGCAGUUUAGGGGAACAAUUUACAUGCUUAAACGAAAAUCUUGACUUUAAUUUCUAUAAUCUAGAUUUUGAAGCCAACAAUGAUUCCAUGUCCGAUUCUAAUCAUAGCAAUGAAUUUGGCAUUGAAGCUACUGAUAACAGUAUAUCUACUUCUACCUAUGAAUUGGAACAGUUUUAUAAUACUUACCAGCAUACAGCAAAAUAUUGUUAUCCUUCGCCAGCGACAAUUAGUGUUAGCAAAACGCAUUAUAAUAACACCUAUUCCGCCACUAAUUCACAUUUAAAUUCAACGAAAUUCACCUUAAAACGUCUUCAGCCUUCAGGUUUGAAAUCGAAUUCAGCCGCCGACAAAACAUCUCACACAACUACAAACUGCUCUCAAGAAGUUUUACGCAAACGUCGUUUAGCUGCUAAUGCCCGAGAACGUAGACGUAUGAAUAGUCUGAAUGAUGCCUUCGAUAAACUUCGUGAUGUAGUCCCAUCACUGGGCAAUGAUCGUCGUCUUUCGAAAUAUGAAACUUUACAAAUGGCUCAGGCAUAUAUUGGCGAUUUGGUCAAGUUGUUGACAAGAGAUUAUUGA
Messenger RNA from Lucilia sericata (common green bottle fly), 690 nucleotides. RefSeq names its product basic helix-loop-helix transcription factor amos (gene amos). Gene Ontology annotation, molecular function: protein dimerization activity. The transcript has a single exon. The record is from RefSeq and is a predicted model, not a curated record. Lineage: Eukaryota; Metazoa; Arthropoda; Insecta; Diptera; Calliphoridae. Bases 1 to 690 code for a protein of 229 amino acids.